AUGUCAACUCCUCGCACUCGAAGCACUCGACGCAUCAUGCCUGUCCGGGGUUCGGAGCCUAGUCUCAUCAAACGGUCUGAAUCCGUCAUGAGCUACGAGACAACCUCCUCUGAUCAGCCCGAAGCCAGGCUCCAAGACCUGCCGAUCACACCCUCCGACACAAACAUCAACAUGGGUCCUCCCACCAUCCAUGAGAAUUUCCACGAUGAAGGCCCAACCCGCAAACGCAUUCGGUCAUCUCCGUUGAACAGCCCGUUGGGCAGCGCGGACUUUGACUACCGUUCCAUGAAGUCUCUAUCCCAAGACAAAUCUGGCACUGGGCCCAGGUUCAUCGAGUUGACAACCCCUCCUGUACAGAACCAAGCCCAGAAGCCCGGCAAUCUCCAAGGAGAUUUCGAGAUUGUGAAGGUCCGAGCCGAGCUUUCCCAGCUGAGACUCGAUCUCGACGUCGAGAAACAGCAGAAUGAAAUCCUGCGCUCGCAGUUCGAGGUCGAGAGAUGUCUGAAUGAGUUUCUGCGGGGACAGACCAUCGCAGAGCAAUGCGUUAACAAGACGCUGACUGCCAAAGUCACGGCUCUGGAGGAAAGAAUGAAUCUCCAAGAACCUACUUUUGUUACCUUGCAGGAUCUGAAGCAGGUUCUCUUGACCUGGCUGCGGGAUUACCUGGUUAACAACAGGACCGGGGAGCAGUCGCGAUCCCAGCAGUGA
Molecule: messenger RNA, 708 nt
Organism: Penicillium cinerascens
Lineage: Eukaryota; Fungi; Ascomycota; Eurotiomycetes; Eurotiales; Aspergillaceae
Exons: 2
Coding region: 1-708 (235 amino acids)
Source: RefSeq, a predicted model, not a curated record